This is a messenger RNA of Dermatophagoides pteronyssinus (European house dust mite), 1035 nucleotides long. It is a transcript of the gene PI31, whose product is annotated as Proteasome inhibitor 31 kDa. Gene Ontology annotation, biological process: proteasome-mediated ubiquitin-dependent protein catabolic process. The record is from RefSeq and is a predicted model, not a curated record. Lineage: Eukaryota; Metazoa; Arthropoda; Arachnida; Sarcoptiformes; Pyroglyphidae. Gene Ontology annotation, molecular function: proteasome binding; endopeptidase inhibitor activity.
CCAUUUAUAAAUUGUUGUCAACAACAUGACGCAACAAAAUCGAAUUUAAAAACAAAUCAAAUUGACAGCUUCAUAAUGAAAGGAUACGAAACCUUUUAUCAAACAAUAAAACCACUUUUAAAAGAUCCAUCAGAUCUAAUUGUAUCGGUCAUACAUUGGAUUUUGAUACAGGAUUUUGAUUUCAAAUGCAUCGCCGUCGAUAAUCAGUUGAAAGCUGAAUAUCGGAACAUACCUGGCAGUGAAUUAUUACCAAACGGAUGGAAUAACAAUCGCAAUCAUUAUAAUUUACUUUAUCGUUCGGCCAUCUUAGAAACAGAAAACAUUCUUUUGAAUUGUGUUGCUGAUGAAAGUGAUGCUGAUAAAAUUAAAGUUCUCAUUUCUGAUGUUACAGCUGAUUCUCAGAACGAGAAACAUCGAUUUUUGAUUUCUAAAAAAACAUUUGUCAAUCCUGACGAUCGGCAGGUUUUCGAAACCUUUGAUAAUGAAAAGGUGAAUCGCCUGGCGACAUUUAUUCGCCAAAACAUACCCAAUUUAAAUUGCCCUAAAAAGUCCAUAGUUCCUCCUGCAACAUCAUCAUCAUCUGAAAAUCCAUCAUCACAUGAUGAUCCCAGUAAUCUUCCAUUUUCCAAAUUUAUUCCUACUCCUGCUCAACCUCGAUCGCUUCUAGAAAAUGAUCCAAAUCGUUUGAUUAAUCCCCCAAUUGGACGUGGCGAUUUAGAUCCUUUUGGACAUGGAAUUGGUGGAGGAAUGAUAUUUGAUCCAUUUUCUGGAAAUCGUCUUCGACCUGAACGUGGUCCACCAAUGAAUUGGCCACGUGGUGCAGUGCCGCCUGGUGCUCGUUAUGAUCCCAUUGGACCGACUCCUGAUGCUCGUUUUUUUCGACCCGAUCCUGAUCAUUUGCCUCCGCCUCAUGGACCCAGUUUUGAUGGACACUUUAUGUGAUUUAUUGUGAAAAUAUUUGCAGUUUUUCAUAAUCGAUUCAAUCGGUUUUGUUUUUUUUAAUACUGGAAAAUAAAAAAUACUUUUUAUUGUCAA